Zasmidium cellare ATCC 36951 is the source of this 876-nucleotide messenger RNA. RefSeq lists its product as uncharacterized. The transcript has 2 exons. The coding region runs from base 1 to 876 and encodes 291 amino acids. Lineage: Eukaryota; Fungi; Ascomycota; Dothideomycetes; Mycosphaerellales; Mycosphaerellaceae. The record is from RefSeq and is a predicted model, not a curated record.
AUGACCACAAAGAUGAAAACCUCCACCCAACUCGAGAACAAGGCCGCCUCGAUCGCCCGUCUCUCCCUCCACGACCCCGACAACUUCAGCAUCCAGUACUCUCAAACCCUUCAUCGCCUGGAACUUCUCCAGCAUUGGAAGAUCCCCACCGGCUCGAAAGUCCUCGAACUAGGAUGCGGACAGGGCGACUGCACGACUGUUCUUGCAGACGCCGUGGGCGAAGAAGGAAGGGUAGUGGCUGUUGAUCCAGCAGACUUAGACUACGGAUCUCCGUCGACCCUCAGCCAGGCCCAGAGCCACAUCUCCCAAAGCCCACUCGGAAGACGCAUAUCCUGGAUCCAGAACUCCCCCCUGGACUACCUCACCUCCAUUUCCGCCGUCUUCGACGCAGCAAUCCUCGCUCACUCGCUUUGGUACUUCCCCUCGCCGACGCUCAUUCUGGAGACUUUUCGUGCUCUUAAAGGAUAUAGCAAACGCCUCCUCCUCGCGGAGUGGUCGCUUGUUGCUACGUGCCCUUCUGCGCAAACGCAUGUCUUGGCGGCACUUGCGCAGGCGGCGUUGGAAUGUCGGAAACCGGAGAGUGUGUCGAAUGUGAGGACGGUGUUGAGCCCGAAGAGGCUGAAGGAAUUGGCGCUGGAGGCUGGAUGGUCGUUGGAGAGGGAGGCGUAUGUGCAGCCCAGGGAGGGGGUUUUAGAUGGAGAGUGGGAGGUUAAGGCGACUCUUGGUGAAAGGUUCGGGAGGGAAGUGGAGGAGUUUGUGAGUGAUGAGAGGGAGGAAGGGGUGGUGUCUGCGUUGAGGGAUGCUUGUGAGGCGAGUUUGAAAGGCUUAAAAGGGGACGUAAGAGCGAUGGAUGUUUGGGUUGGGAGUUUUGUCUGA